Messenger RNA from Ophidiomyces ophidiicola, 1236 nucleotides. RefSeq lists its product as uncharacterized. The record is from RefSeq and is a predicted model, not a curated record. The transcript has 2 exons. Bases 1 to 1236 code for a protein of 411 amino acids. Lineage: Eukaryota; Fungi; Ascomycota; Eurotiomycetes; Onygenales; Onygenaceae.
AUGCGGAUUUUACCUCUACUCAGGGGACGUACCGUAACCCUGGAGGAAGCCCUUCUCGAAGAUGACCACAUUUUGCAUCAUUUGGAGCACCCCAAGAAGAAGGAGAAGUUUUGGGAGCUGUUGGGCACUCACAAAAGUGACAUUGAAGAAGCUGUUAAAUUCCAUCUCCGUAUCGAGGGUUGCUGUGUUACAGAAGAAAAAGAAUGGCAGUCUGGCAGCUUUAACGUUGUUAUUCCCGUAAUCCUCAGCCCACCUUCUGAAGAGCGAGUAAUGAUUCGAAUUCCUUUACCAUAUAAGAUCGGAGGGGAGCUAAACCCUGGAAAUGUGGAGAAGCUACGAGGUGAGGUAGCAACAUACAUUUGGAUCCAUGAGAAUUGCCCCACCGUUCCUAUCCCAACUCUGCAUGGUUUUGCGUUUCUUGACGGAACAACUCCUAGUUUGCGGAGCCAUCUUGCGUAUCUUUUGCCGAACAUCUUCAAUGGUACUCAAAUCGUACCGUACCUUCAGGCUCACUCAAGGCUGCCAGCAUCUUGCCCAUAUGUGAAAUUAAAGCAUCUAAGCCCAAUCAAGACUGGAUACAUGAUUAUAAGCUAUGUGAAAACCGGCCGUAUUCUGUCCGGGGAUUGGAAGUCCAUUUUGCAUGAUACCUCACGGCGGCGGACACUUUUUAAUGACCUUGGUAGAAUAAUGGUUGCGCUGAACAGCAUUCCGCUACCUCGAAUUGGCUCUCUCUCCAUGAAUAAUGACGGUGUUAUUGAUGUAACGAAUCGACCUCUGACACUUCGACUUCACACAAUGGAAAAUGAAGGCAUUCCAAUAAUCCCGCGGGUUUCAACUUAUGAGUCUAUAGAACCAUAUCUUCUGGACUUCUUACAAUGUCAUGACAACCGCAUUCAUUACCAGCCCAAUGCCGUUCAUGAUCAUAACGAUGGGAUAAUGCAAUGCUCUUCUUUGGUCAUGAUGCGUGGUGUCAUGCAUCAAUAUCUAUCCCGUCAGCACCGCAAUGGGCCGUUUCUGCUGACACUAACAGAUCUCCACGCAAGCAACAUAUUUGUGGAUGAGGACUGGCACAUUACUUCUCUCAUUGACUUGGAAUGGGCUUGCUCGUUCCCAGUUGAGAUGCAAAUACCUCCUUACUGGAUCACUUGCCAGGCUAUUGACUUGAUGGGAAGCAAAGAGCAACUUGAGGAAUUCACUGCGGUAAUCACGGAAUUUAUGGACACCUUCGAAGAGUAA